CCAUAUUGUAUUCAGUUGACGGCCGAACUACGUGAGAUAAUAAAUACAGCUUAGAAACCUUAACAUAAGAAACCACUAGAAUGAAAGACACCAAAGCCAACGAAGCAUCGCAGGAUCUGGACCGGGAGUUCGCCUCCACGACGACCCUCCACGGCAUCGGCCAGGUGAUCGACAACCAGAGAGUGGCCGUGAAACUCGUCUGGCUGGGUCUCCUGUUGGGGUGUAUGGGUGUCUGCUCAUUUCAGAUCAUAGAUCGAGUCAAGAGCUACUUGGAAUACAACGCCUCCACAUCACUAUCGGUGGACUAUGUUGGAGAUUUGAGAUUUCCAGCAGUGACUAUUUGCAAUUUCAACAGAUACCGUAAGACGGCUUUGGCAAACGAGUCGUGGCAAUUGAAGCACGCUCUGUCUGCGGCAGAUUACGACUACGACUCAUACGACGAUAGAGUCAACGUGAGCGAGCCGGACUCCGGAUACAACUUCAGCUACGGGGCAUUCACAAGACGUACGGGUUUCAUUAUGGACAACGCUAGCUUGCUGGCCUGCUCCUGGCGUGGGAAGGAUGGUAGCUGUAGCGCUGAAAAUUUCACCCAUUCAUUUACAUCUUUCGGCAACUGUUGGACCUUCAACUCCGGUAGUGAGAAACAAUCGGAGAUCUUGUCUCAGUUCCAGUCUGGGAGUGGGAAUGGACUACAACUCACGAUUGACAUCCAAGAGUUUGAGUACACGGAGACUAUUGAUGGUAAUGUGGAGGCAGGGUUGAAAGUCCUCGUUCACGAUCAGCUGACACCGACCCUAGCCGUAGACUCAGCAGGUCUGGCCAUUGCGCCUGGUGUCCAUGCUUUCAUCGCUGUCAGACAAAUUAAGCACUUGAACUUGGGGCCACCAUGGGGUGAUUGUAGCACAGACAAACAGCUCGAGUACUACCGAGGAUACACGCUAGAGGGCUGCACGGUCGAAUGCCGCGCCAGAGCCAUUAAAAAAAUGUGCAAAUGCAGACUCGUACGGCACCCUGGCGACGCUCCGGAGUGUUCGCCCGAAGUUGUGGAAGACUGUGCAACUCCGACGUUAAUGCAACUGAAAUCUGGUGUAAUUGAUCAGUGUGAUUGCCCGAUACCCUGCAACUACACCGAGUACAGUACCGCCAUAUCAACAGCUAGGCUACCAAACAAGAACGUCGCCAGGGAAUUUGCGGAAUCGUGUGACUUUGAUUAUAUAAACGAGGCUUACAUAAGAGAUAACUGCAUGAUGAUUGACAUCUAUUACGAUACGAUGAACUAUCAUGUCUACAAACAGUCACCGGCUAUUACCACGUCAGCUCUCAUAAGUGACGUUGGCGGUCAACUUGGCCUGUUCGUCGGGGCAAGUUUCAUCACCUUGGCAGAGAUUAUCUUCUACAUUGCCCGUAAAGUGCGUGUCCUAAUGUGCACCAACAAAAUCAAGCCGUCUCGGGAUGAUGUUAUAAACAUUCAGGGCAUGGCAGAGAAGGGACACGAGGGACCGGUGUCCUAG
This is a messenger RNA of Asterias rubens (European starfish), 1511 nucleotides long. Its product is annotated as acid-sensing ion channel 1-like. Gene Ontology annotation, cellular component: membrane. Bases 81 to 1511 code for a protein of 476 amino acids. The record is from RefSeq and is a predicted model, not a curated record. NCBI's taxonomy places the organism in Eukaryota, Metazoa, Echinodermata, Asteroidea, Forcipulatida, Asteriidae. Gene Ontology annotation, biological process: sodium ion transmembrane transport. The transcript is spliced from 10 exons. Gene Ontology annotation, molecular function: ligand-gated sodium channel activity.